AUGCACUUUUCAACAAUCAUUUCUGCUUCCGCCUUUGCAGGUCUGGCGACUGCUUCUCCGUCCUUCUUUCGAAGAAAUCCUCCUGCUGAGGAGGCUGCACCUGUGGCAUGCGAGCCAGUCACUGUUCAUGAGACGGUGCACGUGACGAUACCUGGGGAGGUUGUUCAUGAGACGGUCCACGAGACUGUUCAUGUGACCGAGGUAGUGCACCAAAUCGAGACGGUACAUGCGACCGUGACGGAGGUUCAGCACGUGCCUGUUGAGAAACCAGUCACAGUUGUCGAGACUUCGAUCGUCCACCAAGAAGUCGAGAAGCCUGUUACAGUCAUUGAGACGGUCCACCAAACGAUCGAGCAACCUGUUACUGUGGUUGAGACUUCUGUUGUUCACCAAACAGUUGAGCUGCCUGUUACAGUCAUUCACACCCAGCCCGUCGAAGUCGAGGUCGAAAAGCCGGUUACAGUUAUCGAAACUGUCCACCAAACGAUUGAACAACCAGUCACAGUUGUCGAGACAUCUGUCGUACACCAGACCAUCGAGCAGCCCGUCACAGUCAUCCAUACCCAACCAGUCGAGGUCGAGAAGCCUGUCACGGUGGUCGAAACUUCGGUUGUUCAUCAGACCAUUGAGCAGCCAGUCACUGUCGUUCACACUGUACCAGUCGAGGUUGAGAGACCUGUGACAGUAGUUGAAACUUCUGUUGUGCACCAGACAGUUGAACAACCUGUCACCGUCAUCCAUACUCAGCCCGUGGAGGUCGAGAAGCUCGUCACAGUGAUUCACACCCAGCCUGUGGAGGUUCCAGUUCAAGUACCAGUUACGGUGAUCCACACUCAACCUGUCGAAGUACCCGUUGAGAAGCCUGUGACUGUCAUCCACACAUCCGUGGUUGAGAACACAGUUGUCCAUACUUCAGUGGUUGAAGUCGAGAAGCCUGUUAACGUCGAGGUACCCGUCACAGUAGUACACACUCAAGUUGUUGAGAAGCCAGUCCAGCAGAUCCACACUGUUGAAGUUGAGAAACCCGUUGAGGUUGUCCACACCGUCGAGGUCGAGAAGCCAGUGCAUGUCACUGUCAUCCAGACAGUCACAGAACACGUAGCUGCUCAACCUACUGCUCAUCCCGUCGAAGCUCCUCAAGAGCAUCCGGUCGUGGUGAUUGAACAGCCCAAGCAUGAAGCACCACCGCACGAGACAGCUGUUGUGGAGGUUCCUGAAUACGCACCAGCAGAAGAGGUUGCAGCGCCCCACGAGACCGUUGUAGCGGAGCAUCCCGCCGCGCCGCCAGCUCACGAAACACCAGUUGUCAUUGAACAUCCCGCUGCCUCAGCACCACCAGCUCAUGAGACUCCUGUCGUCGUAGAGCACCCAGCAGCACCAGUCGCGACAAUGGGCCACGAAGCGCCUGCUACCGAACACCCAGCCGCGCCAAUAGCGACUAUGGCGCACGAGGCUCCUGCAGCUGAGCAUCCCGCUGCACCUCAGCCCGCGGAGCCUCAUGAAGGUGCAGGCGAGAUGCCAAUCGCUGAAGCCGAAGCCCUACAGCACCCUGACAUCCCCGUUCUUCUACCCUCUGGUGGAGUGUCGGGUAAGAACGCAACAGUGGCGCCUACAUAUCCAGGACGUCGCGCUAUUGUUCGUAGAUGGUAG
Messenger RNA from Fusarium subglutinans, 1650 nucleotides. RefSeq lists its product as uncharacterized. Lineage: Eukaryota; Fungi; Ascomycota; Sordariomycetes; Hypocreales; Nectriaceae. The coding region runs from base 1 to 1650 and encodes 549 amino acids. The transcript has a single exon. The record is from RefSeq and is a predicted model, not a curated record.